AACCUUCCAAAGAGCAAGGCCCAGGGAAGAGGCCUUACCAGUCCCAGUCUAACGGAAGCAAUGGAAUCAAGAGUGAAGGGUGAUGUGCAAAGAGCUAGCAACCCAGUACAAGCAAAUGGAAACCGCCAGUGCUGGGAGACCAAGGUCUAAACAUCUGAAUAGAGAGAGUCCUCAUACUGUAGAGGAGGGUCCAACCACAAGGUGAAAGGAUCCUGGGUUCCCAGAUGACAGCACAGAGCAGAGCUCCCCAUCUUAACCCAAAUCACCUAACCAUUGAUUUUUAUGAGAGAGCUUGUGAAAUGCCUCACUUAGGUGCCCAAUACAUGGUCGUUGUUACCAUCAAGAUUAUUGGACCCUCACCUUUUCCUCAGAGGCCAGUGAAUUCUCCAACUCAAUCAUUCAUUCACCUCAUCUUAGAAGAAUUUCUGGAUUUUCCAAGGAAGCAUCAGAUGUACAGGCCAAUUUACUCUGAGUUACUACUUCUUUUCUCAUCCCAGAUCAAUCGUCUUCAUCUAAGGAUGGGGAAAUGUAAUUCUACACAGCACCCAGGAUGAGGAAUUUUUAUAUUUGUGAUGAAUUUUGAUGACGCUGCAAGUUCCAAUAGCACUUCUACCAUGAAUACUUGCUCAUGAGCUCUGCGUUUUAUGUGACUCAUUUAAAGUUCAAAAUCCUGGUGGGAGCUUCCCAGGCCAAGGAGUGCUCUGCUUGCCAGACAGCCUGAACCUUCACAGAGACCCGCAGCGGACCAGCAAGCCAGGAGAGCUGCCCAUGUUCAGCCAGUCUGAGCUGAGGACCAUCGAGCAAUCCUUGUUGGCCACUCGUGUGGGCAGCAUUGCAGAACUGAGUGACCUGGUGUCCCGAGCUAUGCAUCACCUGCAGCCCCUCAACGCCAAGCACCACGGCAACGGCACCCCCCUGCACCACAAGCAGGGUGCGCUCUACUGGGAGCCCGAGGCCCUGUACACCCUUUGCUAUUUCAUGCACUGCCCGCAGAUGGAGUGGGAGAAUCCCAAUGUGGAGCCCUCCAAAGUCAACCUCCAGGUGGAAAGGCCCUUCCUCGUGCUGCCGCCGCUGAUGGAGUGGAUCCGGGUGGCCGUGGCGCACGCCGGCCACCGCCGCAGCUUCUCCAUGGACAGCGACGACGUCCGCCAGGCCGCCCGGCUGCUGCUGCCCGGUGUGGACUGCGAGCCGCGCCAGCUCAGGGCUGACGACUGCUUUUGUGCUUCUCGGAAGCUGGAUGCAGUGGCCAUCGAAGCCAAGUUUAAGCAGGACCUCGGUUUCCGGAUGCUGAACUGUGGACGGACAGACCUGGUGAAGCAAGCAGUGGCUCUUCUGGGGCCCGAUGGGAUCAACACCAUGAGUGAACAGGGCAUGACCCCCCUGAUGUACGCCUGCGUCCGUGGGGACGAGGCGAUGGUUCAGAUGCUGCUGGAUGCCGGAGCUGACCUGAAUGUGGAGGUUGUCAGUACUCCUCAUAAAUAUCCAUCCGUCCACCCCGAGACCCGCCAUUGGACGGCUCUGACUUUUGCUGUGUUGCAUGGACAUAUUCCUGUAGUUCAGCUCCUCCUGGAUGCUGGGGCCAAGGUGGAGGGCUCUGUGGAGCAUGGCGAGGAGAACUACUCAGAAACGCCCCUCCAGCUUGCAGCUGCCGUAGGAAAUUUUGAGCUGGUUAGUUUGCUGUUGGAGCGUGGCGCGGACCCCCUGAUAGGAACCAUGUACAGGAAUGGAAUUUCUACCACCCCCCAGGGUGAUAUGAACUCUUUCAGCCAGGCUGCAGCCCACGGACACAGGAAUGUGUUCCGCAAACUGCUCGCUCAGCCAGAGAAGGAGAAGAGUGAUAUCCUGUCCCUGGAGGAGAUUCUGGCCGAGGGGACUGACCUGGCGGAGACAGCCCCGCCCCCCCUGUGUGCCAGCCGCAACAGCAAGGCCAAACUCAGAGCCCUGAGGGAGGCCAUGUAUCACAGCGCUGAGCAUGGCUACGUGGAUGUCACAAUUGAUAUCAGAAGCAUAGGUGUCCCAUGGACCCUGCACACAUGGCUGGAGUCUUUGCGGAUCGCCUUCCAGCAGCACCGUAGGCCUCUCAUUCAGUGCCUGUUAAAGGAGUUUAAGACCAUUCAGGAGGAAGAGUACACGGAGGAGCUCAUCACCCAGGGCCUGCCCCUAAUGUUCGAGAUCUUGAAAGCGAGCAAGAACGAAGUGAUCAGCCAGCAACUGUGUGUCAUCUUCACUCACUGCUAUGGGCCCUACCCGAUCCCCAAGCUCACAGAGAUCAAACGGAAACAGACCUCGCGCCUGGAUCCUCAUUUCCUUAACAAUAAAGAAAUGUCAGAUGUUACCUUUCUGGUAGAAGGAAGACCAUUUUAUGCUCACAAAGUGCUGUUAUUUACAGCCUCUCCAAGGUUCAAAGCACUCCUCUCCAGCAAACCAACAAAUGACAGCACCUGCAUAGAGAUUGGAUACGUGAAGUACCCCAUCUUCCAGCUGGUCAUGCAGUAUCUCUACUACGGUGGCCCAGAGUCGCUUCUCAUUAAAAACAACGAGAUAAUGGAGCUUCUGUCUGCAGCUAAGUUUUUCCAGCUGGAGGCUUUGCAGAGACACUGUGAAAUUAUCUGUGCAAAGAGCAUCAAUACAGACAACUGUGUGGAUAUUUACAACCACGCCAAGUUUCUCGGAGUCACAGAGCUCUCAGCAUAUUGCGAAGGCUACUUUCUCAAAAACAUGAUGGUCCUCAUCGAAAACGAAGCAUUCAAGCAGCUCCUAUAUGACAAAAAUGGCGAAGGGACGGGCCAGGAUGUGCUCCAGGACUUACAGAGGACGUUGGCCAUCAGGAUUCAGUCAAUUCACUUGUCAUCUUCCAAAGGUUCUGUUGUAUGAAACAUCCAGUCCAGGGAAUAUUCCCCGGGGACUUGCCAGUUCUCCUGCUGCAUUGGCUGUACACAAACUUACAAAUUUCACCUGGAGUCUGUUUUUGGCUGUGCCAAGGAGCUGCCUCUACUGCCUCAGCUUCUCUUGAAUAAGCAAAUGCAGCUCCCAUAAGCUCCUGUUGAGAAACAAAGGACAUGCCACUGGCCAGCAGGUCAGAUUGCAGCUGGGCCCAGAGCUACAAGGUCAACAUGGGGUAGCCAGGCUGACCUCAUCCCAAAGCACCCCUGGGGCAGUUGAACACCCAUUGCCAGGGACUACUGUCCAAUGGAUGGACUGAGAGCUAAAGAUCAUUCGGGUUCCAGGUUGACAGCUGGAGAAUUUAACUGUACCAGCCCUGAAAAGCAUUAUAUUUAUUACACAUUAAGGAUCUUAGUAGCUGCAGUUCAGUAAGAGUCAACAGUGAUAGCGAAUCAGUGAGACUGUUACCAAUAGCGAAGACAUAAUUCGGCAAAUUUUUAGGGGUGGGAACUUUUUAAAAUGUUCAUUAAAAAAAACCAAAAACAGGGCAGCCUUGUAGUUUAAAAUAUAUUUCUAAAAGCUUACAGUUCAUUUUCAACUGAAUUAUGUCUAGGGAUCUGUGUUUUGAGAUUUUUUUUUAAACAGUAAGUCACAGGUCUACUCUGUAUAAACAUGCAUCUGACAAGAUACUGCUGACAUUCUACACAAGGUGAAAUAGUGACCUUGCCUUAGUGAUCAUGGUUACACAAAAGAGGUGCACUGCCAAUAAUUAUCUCUAACUCAGUAGUUGAAAACCUGCAUGCUAAUCAUGGUUUCGGGGUGAAAAUAAAAUCCCCCCACAUUAAAAAAAAAAACAUGCAUUUGCAUGGGCCCGAACCUGUGAAAUAUUAUGUUUGUGCUUCAUUUUUGCCAAGGUCAAAAGGUACCAUGACUUCUUGCUGAAAGCCCAAUUAAUGAAACUAACAUAUUCAUUUCCUUUCCUAGUUACAAAUGAUUCUGGGAUGCUUUUGCAGAAAUGUGUUCAUAGAUGAUACUGAAUAGGGGUUGGAGGAGGGGCAUGUCAGAGAAUUUACUAUUAGCCCAGAGUUUUCUCUGUAUUCUCAGAAGAUGUUAAUAGUUUGUUACUAGCCAGAGAAGAUGACUAUGUUAGAUUAUUUUUAAAGAUGAAACAUGUAUGAUAGGAUGGAUUCUUUCUGUAUUCUGAGAGUGUACAGUAUAGGGUUAUCUAUAAUGAAAGUUUAUAUCAACAGGAUUCCGUUUGCUCUGCCAUAUAUUAUAAGCAAAAGAGAUUAGUGAAGUGCCACAAUAUUCCAAAUAAUUUUUGAGUCGCUGCCUUUUUUUUUUCUUGUCCUUUCAUUUGAAACCUAGAUAACAUGCAGUAAAACUAGGAGAAUGACUUUUACCCUCUGGGAUGGCAAAGUUUCGUUGAUAAACGUAUUUCCUAGCAUGCCUUUGGGAACUUGUGCGCGGACCCUAGAUUCUAAAGGAGCUGCUGUUCAUCUGUUGUACUAGCUCCCUGAGCCAUUGUACAGAGGACCAAUGUCAAGUCCUGUUUCACGGGUAUGACCCACGGAGGACCCUGGCCACGUCUGUCUAGCCACGUCUGUCUACAGUAUUGGCUCUUCUGUGAUGCUGAUACACAAGGCCUCUCUUCCACUUGGUCAUUUGCAAACCACCCCAAUCCCUACCAUCAAAUGAGGAAAGGGAAAAAAAACUGCCUACAAGGAGCCCAAGUUACAGAUACACAGCUCGUCGUGAGUCGUGGGUUGUCCCUGUCUCCUGCCUCCUUCUGUCCUCAGAGAUGCUGCGUGGAUGUUUCCUUCCCCGUGACUGACUUCCCUGUGAAUGUCUAAUGCUAGUUCAGGGCCUCUGGGCAUUGAUUUGUACAGCGGCAACUCCUGACGGGCUUCUGUUACGGUUUGGUGUGCUUUCUCUGUCAUUAAAAAGUUGGUUUUCCCACGCUGCGCA
Messenger RNA from Vicugna pacos (alpaca), 4851 nucleotides. The record is from RefSeq and is a predicted model, not a curated record. NCBI's taxonomy places the organism in Eukaryota, Metazoa, Chordata, Mammalia, Artiodactyla, Camelidae.